Molecule: messenger RNA, 2180 nt
Organism: Ctenocephalides felis (cat flea)
Lineage: Eukaryota; Metazoa; Arthropoda; Insecta; Siphonaptera; Pulicidae
Product: SURP and G-patch domain-containing protein 1-like
Exons: 5
Coding region: 120-2180 (686 amino acids)
Biological process (GO): RNA processing
Cellular component (GO): nucleoplasm
Molecular function (GO): RNA binding
Source: RefSeq, a predicted model, not a curated record
AUAAUAAUCAAAGAGAUUAUAAUGAUCGUAGGCAGCAGGUCGAAAAUGUGCAACAAGAUUCAUUUAAUUUUGGAUACUCUGGAAAUACUAGAUUUCAAGAGAACAAUUAUCAAGGUGGAAUGUAUGGAAAUAUGAACAAUGCAACUAAUUAUCAAAAUUGUACUCAAGAUCCGUAUAUGAGCCAAAUGAAUUCUUCACAGCAGUAUCCAAUAAUAGCAAAUGAAAGAAAUAAUUGGAAUAAUUCUUAUAACGGAGAACAAAGAUCCAAUGUCAAUCCUCAAACUCAUGCCAAUAUGUCACAGCCGCCACCUCGUAUCAAUCAUGCACCACCUAGUAUCCUUCAAUCAACAGAUAUUCAUCAGAGGCCUCCAGGAAUGCCUUCUAUGCAAUCUAAUAUAUCGCAGUCGGUCAGCAUGCAUCAAGCACCACCUGUGACAUCUCAACUUAAUUCAACUGCAGUGCCAGCUGGAUUGCCUCAUGUUCGAAUGUCUCAGCCGCCUCCCCUUUUGCCUCCAGGAGUUUCUCAAACGCAUCCUGUUAUACCAUCAUUAACGAGUUUAGUGAUUCCUCCACCUACUGGGAUACAGUUAAAUCCAUCAAACAACACUCAAGUACCUCCUCCGCCGCUACAUCCACAAAUGCCAAUGUCAAUGUCACUGCAGCAAAAUGUUCAAAUACAACCUUUGACAUCAAAUGCACAGAUAAAAGCUUCAGUUCAAUCUCCUUUACAAAUUCAAUCUCCCAUACAAACAAAUACACAAGCACAAACUUUAAUUCAAACAAAUAUACAAAUUCCUCCUCCAAUGACUUUGCAUUCUAUACCAGAACCUCAGCCUUUAGAUGCGAUGACCAUACCAAGACCAGCACCAUUAAAUUUGCUUUCUAUACCACCACCAUUACCAUUGUGCUUGAAUCAGAUACCACAGCCAAAAGAUAUUGAUGUUAGAAAUAUUCCACCUCCUCAGCAAAUGAAUGUAUCUGGUAUCAAGAUGCCUGAUAGCACACCACUAUUUCCAGUAAAAUCAAAAGUUUUAUCCACAGAUGAUCCAAUGUUCCAAAACGAUGGCUCGAAUGAUCAGUGUGAUAGAAAACGAAAUCCUGGGAGUAACCCAAUAGAACGUGUUGCUAAACUUGUUGUAGAAAUUGGAGAUGGAUAUGAAGAGAUCUUUAAACAAAAACACCAACACGAACCAGAAUUCUGGUUUUUGUUUAAUCCUGAAUCUGCAGAAUACACAGAGUACAAGGAUUUGGUCAAAAAGUUGAAGGAAGAUAAACCGAAUCAAUGUUACAGUCCGGAGGAAUUAUAUGAACCUGAAUAUAGUUUAAAUGAUGAUGAGGAAGAUGAGCAAGAUGUCAAAAUUAAAAUUGAAAAGUGUUCUCCAAAAAAAGAGCAAAUAUCAUUAGUGUCCCAAUUUUAUGAUGAUGUUAAUGAUCAAAAUUCUAUCGAAGGUGAUACUAAAGUGAAGGUAGAAAAAACUGAAGAUAUUAUUGACAGUGAAGAAAAUAAAAGGAAACGGAAAAGGAAAAGUCGAUGGGGAAGUGAGAAAGAUAUUAACCCAGUACUUCCUGCACCAAAUGUUGUGCAUGUACCUAGCUUAGGAAUUGCUCUCCCUCCUGAUGUUGCACCAUUGACAGUACCCGCUCCGAAAAUAUCAAUAAAUAAAGUAACAAGAACGGAUAAAGCACUCCUUCAAUAUGCUAAAAACACAUUUGGAACUACAGAUCUUUCAGAAGAAGAUUGGGUAAAAGCAGAAGAUCAUUUCAAAAUUAAUUUGUUAUAUCAAGAAAUGUUACGCAAAAGGAAAGAACUGGAUCAACUUGCAAAGAGUGGGAAACAUAAAUAUGAAUAUGAUUCAGAUGAAGAAGUUGAAGGUGGAACCUGGGAGCAUAAACUACGAUCACAAGAAAUGGAAGCAACUCAGAAAUGGGCUGAAGAGUUAACUAAAAAAUCUGAAGGUAAACAUCAUAUUGGCGAUUUUUUACCUCCGGAAGAAUUAAAAAAGUUUAUGGAAAAAUAUUCUGCUGCUAAAAAUGGCCGUGAGCCUGAUAUAUCAGACUAUAAGGAGUACAAACUAAAUGAGAAUAAUGUAGGAUUUCAAAUGUUACAAAAAUUAGGCUGGAAAGAUGGAGAAGGACUUGGUUCCAGUGGCAGUGGAAUAGUAGAACCUAUUAAUAAGUGA